GUAUAACAAUCCGGAGAACCAAAAAAUGGCGAUGCCGUCCAAUAUGGGAAUCGGAAAUGCGCAAGGACUUGCUCAACUUCACUCACUUUUGGCGAAAAAACGACUGAUGUCCGAGGAGUUUUAUGACAUGGUCGAGGAACCAGUGCUCGAGAACGAAAUGGACAUCAUCAAUGGCUAUGAGGAGAAUAAGGGCUAUGGCUGGCAAUAUACGAAAAAUCGAUGGGGCGAAUGGUGCUUCGGACAUUCGGGCCACGGUGGCCAAAACGUAAAAGUAGAUGUCAGCCACAAAUUAGCCUUCGCUUUCGUCUGCAAUGGGCUUCAUAUCGCAGACGCAGAUCUCGUCCCCACAUUUGCGCGGCUCCAGGAAAAGCUCUACGACUGCAUCGAAGAGAUCGAAACAUUUGCAUGGCGAAUCUCUGGUCCUGAUAGAACCAUCAAAACCAAGGGAAUAAAUAGU
This is a messenger RNA of Mesorhabditis spiculigera, 457 nucleotides long. The record is from the annotation of a GenBank genome assembly. NCBI's taxonomy places the organism in Eukaryota, Metazoa, Nematoda, Chromadorea, Rhabditida, Rhabditidae.